GAGCUCUAUGAGCGCUGUGACAGACUGAGGCCCAGUCUGUUUAGGUUGGCCAGCGACACAACGGAUGACGAUGCAGCUUUAGCACAAAUCCUGGCUGCAAAUGAUGAGCUGACGCUUGUGGUGAAGGCUUACAAAGAUCUAAUGGCAAGAGGAACAUGUAAUAAUGAAAGAUCAAGAAGUAAAAGUGAAGAAGUAACCAGCAAAAAUAUCUGUUCGACGAACCGCAGAGAGAUUAAGAGCUACCACCUCAUUGAUCUAUCAGCCUUGGACUCUCCACAGAUCCAAAGGAAAGCUGAUUCACCGCCUUCCUUCGAAUCUUCCUCACCCGUUUUUUCUUCUAAUUUGGAGAACGUGUUUUCUAUGGAGCCAGACUUUGAGUUUGAUGAUUUGCUCACCAAACAAAUCCAGCAGAAUUCAAAGUCAUAUUACGAGGAACUAAUGCAGAUUGAUAAAGGCUGCCAGAUGACUAAUGGCAUCCAGAAUGGAAGGAGAGAAAUUUUACUCACAGCCCGUGGAUGUGGAGAAAGCAGUAAUUUAUCAGAUGGAAGAAAUGUCUG
Molecule: messenger RNA, 557 nt
Organism: Cyprinodon variegatus (sheepshead minnow)
Lineage: Eukaryota; Metazoa; Chordata; Actinopteri; Cyprinodontiformes; Cyprinodontidae
Product: ADP-ribosylation factor-binding protein GGA1-like
Exons: 4
Biological process (GO): intracellular protein transport
Cellular component (GO): trans-Golgi network
Molecular function (GO): phosphatidylinositol binding; ubiquitin binding; small GTPase binding
Source: RefSeq, a predicted model, not a curated record